Messenger RNA from Thlaspi arvense, 3459 nucleotides. NCBI's taxonomy places the organism in Eukaryota, Viridiplantae, Streptophyta, Magnoliopsida, Brassicales, Brassicaceae. The record is from the annotation of a GenBank genome assembly.
UCUAUAUUCUUUUUUAAAGAAAAUAACAAGAGAGACGAAUGUGUAGCUUUUCUUUGGUUUACUCUCUUCGGGUGGGAAGUAGUUUUCCAGAAGAUUAUUAACGAGUAAGAAGCAAAGAAAGUUAUAGCAGCUUCCACCAAAAUCAAGAAGUUGUUUGUUUUCAAUUUUGAUGAAAAAGAAAGUAUUUAUAUUUUAAUUUUGCCAGUUAAAUCGUUUUGGAUUUUCUUCCGUCAUGGGUUGAUUUUAGCUGUAAAGGGCCACACACAUUGCCCACAAAAUGCCCCUUCUUCUUGACGUCUCUCUCUCUAAGACUUUUGAUUUGAAAAACAAUUAAUUCUUUUUUUUUUCUCUCUUCUUAGAAUUUACUUUUUGUUUGAAUUUUUUUAAUGGAGUUGUAGUGGUUUUCCUCUUUCUCUUCAAUUUAAUUAUAUUCCUCUUUACUCUGUCGCGAAAUUUCUGGGUUUGGUGGGUUUCCAUCUUUUGAAAUUCCUUGUGAGAUGUGAAAUUUUCAAUUUUGAUCAUAUUUCUGAGUUGGAAUUGGGCCUUCUCUCUCAGAGGCAUGUCACCUGCAGCCAAAGUCUCUGAGUUUCACAGAGAAGGGAAUGAUUGGUUUUGCAAGACAGGGCUGUCAAGUGAUAUCACUGUUGUUGUUGAUGAUGUGAAGUUCCAUCUCCAUAAGUUCCCACUGGUGUCAAAAUGUGGAAAGCUAGCUCGGAUGUAUGAAGAUUCUGAAAGCAAAUCUCUAUGGACGACAGUGCUUGAAGAGUUCCCAGGUGGUGCAGAUACUUUCUUGAUAGCUGCAAGAUUCUGCUACGGUGCUCGAAUAGAUCUCACCGCGAAAAACAUAGUUCCCAUACACUGUGCAGCUGAGUACCUCGAGAUGACGAAUGAGUAUGGAGAAGUUAACUUGAUCUCCCAAGUCGAAACCUUUCUGCACAAGAACGUGCUUCGGAAUUGGAAAGACUGUAUAUUGGCUUUACAAAGCUCGAGUCCGGUGUUAAAGACUGCAGAAAAGCUUCAGAUGAUACCAAAACUCAUGAACGCCGUGUCAACGAUGGUGUGUACUGACCCUAGUUUGUUUGGAUGGCCUAUGAUGAUGUAUGGUACAUUGCAGAGUCCUGGUGGAAGCAUUCUAUGGAACGGGAUUCACACGGGAGCGCGAAUGAGAAGCUCGGGUUCGGAUUGGUGGUACGAAGAUAUCUCUUAUCUAAGUGUUGAUUUGUUCAGAAGGCUCAUUAAGACGAUGGAAACAAAAGGUAUACGCGCUGAGAGUUUAGCCGGUGCUAUGAUGUAUUACGCGAGAAAGUACUUGCCUGGUUUGGGACGAUGGCAGAGUGGAACAAGAGGAGGAAGCAGCAGCAAAAUCAGAAGAAGAAGUGUUGUGAGUUUUAGUUUGGCAACAGCUUCUUCUUCCUCCUCUAUGUCUCCUGUUGAUCAGAUUGCUCUGCUUGAAAUCACUCUGAGUCUUUUACCUGAAAAGAGAGGAAGAUCUUUCUGCAAGUUCUUGUUAGGUCUCCUACGUGUUGCUUUCAUCUUGGGAGUUGAUGGGGAUUUUGUAAAGAAACUGGAGAGAAGGAUAGGGAUGCAGCUUGAGCUAGCAACGCUCGAGAAUCUUCUGAUUCUUAACUAUUCGGAUUCCGAGACUCUGUACAAUGUAGAUUGCGUAGAACGAAUGAUACACCAUUUUGUAUCCUCAUCAUCAUCUUCAUCCUCGCGGUUACCUGACUUCUCUCCUCCAUCUUUGGAUCCAGAGAUGUCUCCUUCUUCUUCAGCGCCAUUGAGGAAAGUAGCUAAGCUGGUUGAUAGCUACAUGGCAGAGGUUGCUUCGGAUGCGAAUCUGAAACCGGAUAAGAUGCGGUCUCUUGCAGCAGCUCUACCGGAAUCUUCAAGACCCUUGUAUGAUGGUCUAUACAGAGCAUUUGAUAUCUAUUUCAAGGAGCAUCCAUGGCUAUCAGAUAAAGACAAGGAACAGCUCUGCAACAUCAUGGACUACCAAAGACUCUCCAUAGACGCGUGUGCACAUGCUUCACAUAACGACAGGUUACCACUCAGAGUUGUUCUUCAAGUCCUCUUCUUCGAACAAAUGCAUCUCAGGACCGCUCUUGCAAGCGGCCUCAAUGUCGGAAACACCGAUACAACGACCGUUCCAGGGAGGAGAACAAGGGAAGAGAUAAUUCAGAGAGAUGGUUGGGUAACCGUUGUGCGGCAAAACCAGGUUUUGAAAGUUAAUAUGCAGAAAAUGAGGUCAAGGGUUGGAGAACUUGAAGUGGAGUUUCAGAGUAUCAAACAGGAGAUGAAGAAGAGAGCGAGCAAGUCCUCUUGCUCCGUGAGCUCGCCUCGUCUUGUUAAGAUGGGUUGCAAGUUUCUUCUUCCAUGAGCCUCUGACGUUAAGAAUGAUACUACAGUCCAAAGCUCGGUGGCUAGCACUCCUAGAUCCCGUGCCCCUGAUCACGCACAACCUCGCUUUUCACGCCAUUCCAAACACAGGAAAAGCUUCUCCUUUUUCGGAUAAAUCUCACUCCGAAAACGUUUAUCAGCUCAUCUUCUCUCAAAACCCAACACAAAGAAUGUUCCUUUUUUUUGUUUCUGAGACUUUCCCUCCAAGAAAGUUUCUCUCUUUUCCCGGGAACCCCCACAGAUAAAGUUCCAAACACCGGAAAAGCUUCUCCUUUUACGGAUAAAUCUCUGUCCAAAAACGUUUAUCAGCUCAUCUUCUCUCAAAAACCCAACACAAAGAACGUUCCUUCUUUUCUCUGAGACUUUCCCUCCAAGAAAGUUUCUCUGUUUUCCCCGGAAAACCCCACUGAAAAAGGAACUUCUUUUCAUUGCCGAGAAUCCCAACAGAAAGUUUUUCCCUUUUCCCGUGAAAACCAACAGAAACUUUCUCCCUUUUCCCGGGAAAACCAACAGAGAAGGCCCAAGAACAGAAGCUGGUCAUUUGAUGUUGGGUCUCUUUCUGUUCAGCAAAGCAUUUUGUGUUCUUUCUCACUCUUUGGUUAAGAGUAUUUUCCGCGGUUUUUCUCACAAGGUAAAGAGCUUUGAAGACUCUCUUACCAUCAUAGUUGAUAGGGUUUUUAGUAAAGGACAUGGCUUUGUGAUCUUGGUGGUUUUGGGAUAUGGGUAUACCGUAAAAGUAAAUAACUAGAGUUAGGAUCUAUAGAGAAAAGAGGGUAUAAUUCUUGUCUGGUUUGGUAUAUGAUUCGUUUGAAUCUUUGUAGAUGUGUUGUUGUGCCUAUAUUUGUGUAAAUCUUGCUCCAUUACCUCGAUCUACAAGCAGAGUUUGCUGCUUUGUCAAUAACAUAUGAUCUUUUUUACUGUUCCGAUGUAUUGAAACGUUUGAUAAAGAGUUUAAGCUACUUAAACAGUAGUACAAGACUAAGGACAAUUUUUAGUUGAGAAUAUAUAUUUUUUUUAUAUAUUUUAUGAAACAAAUUAACAAGAGGCUUUGUUUCUACGACC